Cyprinus carpio (common carp) is the source of this 1139-nucleotide messenger RNA. Its product is annotated as protein JTB-like. Gene Ontology annotation, biological process: mitotic cytokinesis. The record is from RefSeq and is a predicted model, not a curated record. NCBI's taxonomy places the organism in Eukaryota, Metazoa, Chordata, Actinopteri, Cypriniformes, Cyprinidae. Gene Ontology annotation, cellular component: midbody; cytoplasm; membrane.
AGUAUGGCAGGCAGGCCCUGAUCUAGAGAUCUCUGUAAAUAAAGACGAUUUAUACGGUGUGUUCAGAGCUAACUGUCGUGUGUGUGUAGUGAUCGCUGGCCGUGAAGUGUUUCGGAGAUCCUCUCGUGGGAAUGUUCGGAGAGAGAGAGUGAUCUCGGAUACUUUGGAUGUUUUACUGAUCUCAGGAAAGAAGAUUUGCACUAUGAACCAGCAGUGAACGUCAGUUGUGUUACUUUAUAAACGCAUGUGCACCAGAGCGAUGGAGAGUGACUGUAGGAUCCCUAUGGCUUGUCUGAGACCCCGGAUACUGGCCCUGCAUGCGUUAUUCUGGGGCUUGGUGUCCCUUAGAGUGUUUGGAGCAGCACUUCUUAGCGAUGAGAAGGCAACAGUUGCAGUGACAGCACCGUGUUGGCAGCUGGAGGAGUUUGUGGUGGCUAAAGAGUGCAGUGCAUGUGAAGGUUUGCAAUCGAAAACUAUACCAGCCUGCAGCCAAACAGGAUUUGUAGAAAAGAUCAACUGCACUAAGUCUAACAGAGAUGAAUACAAGAGCUGUCGCUCUACCAAAAUGGAGGAGCAUCUCUUUUGGAAAUUUGAGGGCGUUAUGCUGGCUCUCACUGUUGUCUUUGCAAUAAUGGUGGUUGCUAGGCAACGCUCACUUGACCGCCAAGCCUCAGACAAGGUUCGGCGUCAGAUAGAAUCUAUUUAGUAGUCCGGACUGUACUAAAAGUUAAUUGGCCUGUGGCCUGGUGUCAUAAACUCUCAGCAAAUGGCAUAACCCCACAGUCCAUGGAGGCUUCCAGACUUUAACACUGGUUUAAUCUUACUGGACGCACAAAGACAAAGCUCUGAAUGGGCACAAUGUGCUCUCCCCCCCAGACUGACAUUACUUGUGGAUGCUGCUUCUGUGCAGGAUUUAACUAACUAGAUGUGAAUCUCAAGAUCAUCCCAUCAAAUCAGCAAAAAUUAUGCAAGACAGGAUUCUAGUCCCUAUUUUGUAAGAGAAGAUGUAAAGCUCUGCGUAUACCUGUUCUUUCAAAUGCUGUGAAGGUGGUGUGUGUAGAACAAAAUAUGGGUGUGUUGCAUGUUUUCAAUAAUCCGAAAGCACAUCAAGUAUUUUUUCAAGCUUAGAAAGAAUUGUA